Molecule: messenger RNA, 1675 nt
Organism: Hippoglossus stenolepis (Pacific halibut)
Lineage: Eukaryota; Metazoa; Chordata; Actinopteri; Pleuronectiformes; Pleuronectidae
Product: chymotrypsinogen A
Exons: 6
Coding region: 87-1172 (361 amino acids)
Biological process (GO): proteolysis
Molecular function (GO): serine-type endopeptidase activity
Source: RefSeq, a predicted model, not a curated record
AUGGAAGGUCUGACACUGUGGGAGGAGCUGGACAUCAGGAGUGAAUUACUUAACGCUGAGGACAGAGUGAAGGAGACACAGUAAACAUGGCUCUCCAACAGUUUGUGUGUGUCUUAACCGUGACAAUCCUUCUCCUGUGCACAGGAUGUCAAUCAGCGUUUACGUGCGGCCGGGCUCCCGCCAACACCAGGAUCGUGGGCGGUCAAACCGCGUCUCCAGGAGAUUGGCCCUGGCAGGUUUCUUUGGUCUCGAACAGAAAUCACAGGUGUGGGGGGGCACUGAUUAACAACCAGUGGGUGAUGACAGCUGCACACUGCGUAUCAGGGUCAGGAAGUAACAUAACAGUUUACCUGGGCCGCUUUAACCAGUCAGGUUCAAACCCCAAUGAAGUGUCACGGACAAUCGCUCAGGUCAAGUGCCAUCCAUCAUACAACAGCUGGGCCAACGAGAACGACAUAUGUCUCCUGAAGCUGUCGUCACCUGUGAACUUUACCAUCUACAUACAACCUGUUUGUUUGGCCGGGGCAAACAGCACCAUCCACUCUGGGCUUAUCACCUGGGUCGCUGGUUGGGGCACCACUCGCCCUUGGUCGAGCCCAUCCAACACCCUGCAGGAGGCUAAUCUGACAAUAGUGGGAAACAAAGAGUGUCAAUGCCAAAGCAAAUUUCUCAUCACAGACAAGAUGAUCUGCGCUGGGGUCCGGGCGGGCGGAAUUGGCUCAUGUCAGGGAGACUCAGGGGGCGCCCUGGUGAGAAAGGUUGGUUCAGGCUGGACCGCGGUUGGAAUCGUGAGUUUUGGUGACGGCUGCGCUAAGCCCAACACCCCGGGGAUCUACACCCGUGUGUCCGAGUACAUGGGAUGGAUCAGCAACAUCACCGGCAGUGACGAACCAGGCUUUGUUAACGUUCCCUCCACCGGAGUCGACAAAGACGCAAACUUUACCUGUUCAACCUCAGCACCACCGACCGCUCCCUCUACCCAAACCGUCUUCACCAAUCACACCCGCCCCUCAACCACGCCCGUAAACUGGACCCACCCUUUCACCACCAACCAUCCCACAACCGACGAUAAGAGCGUUUUUGGCGGUGGUGAAAAUCUGAUCCACUUCACUCACUUCACCUCACUCUGGGUUCUUGCUCUACCGCUCUAUGUACUGGUCGGUCAUGCAUAACAUGGAAAUGUGACACUACUGCACGUGUCGCUAAUCUUAUUGGCUGCCAGAGUUAAUGCAUUACUACACUGUGUGAUGUCAUUUCGUGACUUCAUAAUGACGUCAUUCCUAACAUAUGAUGGUGAUGAAAUUAUACAAGCUUUAGGUUAGAGUGCUGCAGACCCACCUUUGAAAAUUUAUUUUCCAACUCCUCUUCUUUGUGACUGUCACUGAUCACCUGAUCAUCUGAUCAAUAUAAGCUUUGGAUUGUCUCUAUAUAACUUGCAGAGAUAUUUUGUUAAAGGGAUUUUUUUUUUCAGACGAUAUAUUUGUUCAUCUUUGUCUGAUCAGCUCCAAGAGUUAAUCAAGAAAUAUUGUGUUUGGUAAAAAUCUGUCCGUGUGUUGAUGAGUUAUUUAUGCUGAUGCUGAUUCGCAGGGUAAAUAAACUGAAACUGUUCUCAUGGAACGUGAAGUCAUGUUAAUCACAAACUGUUUGACUUGGAAUAAAAUGGACGUUGAUUGGU